AUGGCACCCCGCAAGCGAAAAGCGACCAAAAGCGAGAGUCCCGACGCAGACACGAAGCAGGAUGCUGGAAUAACACAACAUGCGCACAAGAAAGAACGUCUGACCGACCUCCGAUCUCCACAUCCCAAUGCGAAACAGACUGAAGACUUUGGUAUCGUUCUGCGCGACUUCUAUCCCCCGGAAAUGGCAAAUGAGCGCUGUCAGGCCUACAACGACGGGACCCUCGAACGACCGAUCGAGACCCUGGAGAAAGCGUGUCGGGAUACCGCAGAACACCGCCGUUCCGCAGAAGCCGGACAAGCAGUCGUACACUGGUUCAAGAGCGACCUGCGUCUACAUGACAACCGGGCCCUUCGCAUGGCCUUUGAUAUAGCCAAGGAGAACGAGGUGCCCUUGAUCUGCCUCUAUAUCCAGUCCCCGGAGGACUUGACUGCCCAUCUUGCUAGCCCGGCGCGAGUAGACUUUACUCUACGUACUUUACAGCGGCUUCAACAGGACCUCGCCGAACUGGAUAUUCCCCUUUACAUGGAGACCGUGGAGAAGCGCGAAGCCAUCCCAGGCCGCAUUGUGGAAUUGUGCCAACAAUGGGAGGCCAAGCAUUUGUGUGCCAACAUUGAGUAUGAAGUGGACGAGCUGCGUCGGGAUGCUAAGAUUGUGCGCCUGUGUGCCAAGAACAACAUCGACUUCUCUCUCUCACAUGACAGCUGUGUUGUUACGCCAGGUGCCCUGAGUAGCCAGCAAGGCAAGCAAUACGCCGUGUACACGCCCUGGUUCCGCUCAUGGCUCGCAUUUUUAAAGGGGAACCCGGAUUAUCUAGAGCUAUCGGAGGAACCUGGCACGAAUCCGGGCGACGCGCGGAGAACGUUAUCUGACCUCUUUGAUUGCAAGCUGCCAAGUGCACCCGAGAACAAAAAGCUUUCUGACAAGGAGCGAAAACGCUUUGAGGAACUCUACCCCGCGGGUGAGCACGAAGCUCUCCCACGACUGGAGAAAUUUCUGGAGGAAAAAGGUCGUCAAUAUGAGGAGAUGCGUAGUGUGCUGCCUGGGAAGCACACGUCCAUCCUUAGCCCGUAUCUCGCCAGCGGUGCCAUCAGCGCCCGCACUGCAGUUGUGACAGCAAAGCGAGCAAACAAGAACCACCUGGAUCGGUAUGACGCAGGAUACAUCUCGUGGAUUAGUGAGGUCGCCUGGCGUGACUUUUACAAACAUGUGUUGGUCCAAUGGCCCUUCAUCUGUAUGAAUAAAUGUUUCAAACCAGAACAUACCGAUAUCGAGUGGGAAUAUGAUGCAGAUCAGUUCCAGGCAUGGUGCGAAGGUAAAACCGGUUUUCCCAUUGUGGACGCCGCGAUGCGACAACUUCGCCAUUGCGCAUGGAUGCACAACCGGACACGGAUGGUGGUAUCGUCCUUCCUGUCCAAGGACUUACUGCUUGACUGGCGUCGUGGGGAGCGAUUCUUCAUGGAGAAUUUGAUCGAUGGUGACUUUGCGUCUAAUCAUGGCGGCUGGGGAUUCGGCUCUAGCACCGGCGUUGAUCCGCAACCAUACUUUCGCAUCUUCAAUCCUUUGCGACAGAGUGAGCGCUUCGAUCCUGAUGGGGAGUACAUCCGACACUGGGUACCGGAAUUGAAGGAUGUGGAGGGCAAGGCGAUCCAUGACCCAUAUGAACGAGGUGCUGGGUCUAUUGCUGAAAGGAAUGAUUAUCCCCGGCCCAUCGUGAAUCAUGCGGAGAGUCGGGAACGCGCACUAACGCGAUACAAGAAGGUCCUGCAGAAGUAG
This is a messenger RNA of Penicillium longicatenatum, 1776 nucleotides long. RefSeq names its product deoxyribodipyrimidine photo-lyase PHR1. Gene Ontology annotation, cellular component: nucleus; cytoplasm. Gene Ontology annotation, molecular function: DNA binding; FAD binding. The transcript is spliced from 2 exons. Lineage: Eukaryota; Fungi; Ascomycota; Eurotiomycetes; Eurotiales; Aspergillaceae. The record is from RefSeq and is a predicted model, not a curated record. Gene Ontology annotation, biological process: circadian regulation of gene expression; entrainment of circadian clock by photoperiod. The coding region runs from base 1 to 1776 and encodes 591 amino acids.